Molecule: messenger RNA, 1212 nt
Organism: Rhinocladiella mackenziei CBS 650.93
Lineage: Eukaryota; Fungi; Ascomycota; Eurotiomycetes; Chaetothyriales; Herpotrichiellaceae
Exons: 5
Coding region: 1-1212 (403 amino acids)
Biological process (GO): protein geranylgeranylation
Cellular component (GO): CAAX-protein geranylgeranyltransferase complex
Molecular function (GO): CAAX-protein geranylgeranyltransferase activity
Source: RefSeq, a predicted model, not a curated record
AUGACCUCCAAAGCAGACUCUCAAGUCGACAGAGAACGCCAUAUAAAAUACUGGAGACGAUGUGCUCAAAUCCUCCCCGAACCCUACACCUCGGGCGAGGCCAGUCGAAUGAGCUUUGGCUUUUUUAUCGUUGCCGCAUUGGAUCUUUUGGAUGCUUUCGAAAAUGUGAUCACUCCCGCCGAGAGACUGAGCUGGAUUGAGUGGAUUUAUGCCUGUCAAGUCCCUCACACGGGCGGAUUCCGAGGCUUCACAGGCACAAUGAUGGGUGGUAUGAGACAUCCGGGAAACUGGCACUGGGAUCCAGCGAAUCUGCCCAAUACCUACUUUGCAUUGGCUACGUUGUUGAUUCUGGGGGACGAUCUGGGCAGAGUGAAGAGAAAGGAGUGUCUGCAGUGGGUCAAAAGUCUGCAAAGACCGAAUGGCAGCUUUGGCGAAUUCCUUGGUGAGGACGACGUGGUCGAAGGGGCAGAUGAUCCGAGGCUCUGCCUGUGCGCAGCAGGGACAAUCAAGCUGCUACAAGGCGGCGAGCAGGAUGAGAAGGCGGAAUGGCUAGAUGAAGGAAAACUACGACAGUAUAUUGCAAAUUGUCAGAGUCAUGAAGGUGGAAUCGGCCAGGCUCCUCUGCUGGAGGCUCACUCCGGGUUGAAUUACUGCGCCAUCGCCACUCUUUCGUUCCUCGGCCUCCUCCAGGAACCACCGAUAUCAAUCCAUGAGGUAGCCAGUGAGGCUAAGCUCGAUACUUCUAGCUGUACGCGAUGGAUGCUUGAUCGACAAACAACCAGGAUCGAGGGGGGAGAUGAGGGCGAACACGAAAUCGACGAAACUCAACCAGAGAAGUUCUCCUCUGAUAUGUCUAGGAUGGGACACGAAUUGAAAAUUACGGAGAAAGUAAUCGCUGGAUUUUGUGGCCGAUGCGGCAAGAUUGCAGACACCUGUUACUGUUUCUGGAAUGUAGGAGCUUUGGCUAUCCUUCAGCAGCACCAUCUCGUCGAUGUUGAGUCGCUGAGAGGAUAUCUUCUGGACAAAGCCGCGCAUCUCAUAGGAGGAUUUGGAAAAGGGCCUGGCGAGCUCCCCGAUCUUUUGCACUCGUAUCUUGGUCUCGCUGUGCUGGCGAUAUACAACGAGCCUGGGCUGAAGGAAUUCGACGCAACAUUCUGUUUUAGCAAAGAUGCUGUACAGAAGUUGAAGCAUGUGGCUUGGCGGCAAAGUUGA